GACACAGAGACACAGACUGAGGCUGAGAGACGAAGAAAAAGGAGCUCGAAGCAGAGGGGGGCAUGUGGAGAAGGGCAUGAAACUCGUCUUUCGAAACCCGAAUUUUGUUUCAGAUUUUUUUUUCAGACCCUCUUCUUCCAGACUCCAGUUCUGGCGCGGGUUAGAGCCACUUUGGUGGUAUUUGGUGUCAAUUAGAGCAAAACCUCGUAUGACGAAGAGUCAAUAUACAAGUGUACAGAUGAAGAGAGUGCUGCUCUUCCUUUCCCUCCCUCCGGCAAUCGUGUCGGACCAAGCAGAACCUUUCCUCCAAAGUGACUCACAGCUCAGAGGACAAAUUCCAGUGGUUGUGUAAUGGUUGCUGGUGGUCUCUCCCAGCCUCUGUCCAUUUGGUUGCCCACCCUGAACAACAUGUCCCCACUGCACCAUGACCGUGACCACAGGGCUGCAUUGGUGUGACACAAAUGAAAACCACUGACCGGGGCUGCAGUUUGUGGGGUGAACACAGGCCCUUAACAGCGUGACCUGACGGGUUGAGUUUGUGCACUUCUGAUGGGUGUUGGAACCUCGUUCCACCAUGGGGGGGCAACUGUGCGAAACGUAACCGAGCCGAGUCCUGUCGGGUGAUCCAACCUGUAGGUCUCCUCUCGCCAGUAUAUUCAAUCAGAUAUUGACGGCGAUCCCCCACGCUUGACAUGAUUUCUUUGUGGUGUCCUGUGUCAUAAUUGUUGUAAUCGUUAUGGGUAGCUUAGGGUAAGUAGAACCAAUGUGGCCUUGUCAUUGCUAGUGCAACCUGGACAGCUGGUGACAAUGACAUUGCUGUCAUGCUUAAAAAUUGCACUCUGCAAUUAUGUUCAUUUAUGCUGCUUCUAAGAUUUACUUUAAAAAAGGGAGGCAUGGUGAAAUAACUUAAAUCAAAUAUUUUUUAGUUAAUAUAAGAUACACACAUAUAACUAUAUCAGUGACACGUGUGGCAUUACGAAACACACCGGCUCUUUGCCUCUCAAGCAGAACUGAGAAAAGCAGUAUUUUCUGUCACCGAGUCAUAAUCAGAAAAUUUAAAGGUAACUUAAAGGGGCUGAAAAACUAAAUUCCUUGUCUGCAAAAAGUUAAUUGUGGGGCGAGGCUCACCGAUUCAUACCAUAAACAUGUGCAGUGUUCCUCAUGUUGAUCAGCAAGAAAAUACAGAUCAUGCUGACUUCACUAUAGGCAGAUACUUAACAAAAUAGAUAAGUGAAGAAAGCAUUAUCAAUAUAUAUAUAUUAAUAAUAAAUAAAUAAAGAAAAGCUUGUAUCUGCAAAUAUCCGUAAGCUGACUGACUAUAUACUUUGUUAUUGCUUUCAGUAUGAUGUACCCUCUUUUAAAUUAUUCAUUUACAUUUAUUUAUUCAGCAGACGCUUUUCUCCAAAGCAACGUACAACAGUGCGAACAAAAGUGCAUUCCACCAUCAGAUAAAGAGUUAUAGAAGCAGACAUGUGAUUCUUGAAGUACAGGUAGCUUGCCCAGUACCACCACUUUUGCUGGUACGUGUCACAUGAGCAGGUGCAUAUGGAACUGACGGGAAAUACAAAAGUGCUCGUGACGUAUGGCGAGUUUCUGAAGCAGUUAGGAGAUCUGGAGAGAAGUGGGACUGAAAGAGGGCUGUUUUGAUGGUCUUCUUGAAUGUUGAAAGAGAGAUGGCAGCUGUGAAGGACAGAGGGAGCUCACUGCACGAUAUCAGAGCUGAGACCCUACGGACUUUCGAUUUUAGACCUGUUAUGAGUGGGUUAAACAAAUGGCCCAAGAUAGCUGAGCAUCGAGGUUUUACUGGGGCGUAGAGAGUGAUCAGGCCCGAUGGGUGUCCUGGCGCAGAUCUUUCAACCAUGGUGUAGGCCAUGUAGGGAACUCUUCAGCAGGUCAAACACAACUCAACAAACACGGUGGCAUUCUGGAUCAUCUGGAGAGGUUUGAUGGAGGAGGCUGGGAGGCCACACAGGAGGGAGCCACAGACCUCCAGGCAGGAUGUCACCACGGCCUGAACAAGGAGCUGCGUACAGUGCGUUCUGAAAUCUGAGAUUCUGCUUGGAGAUGCUAGAUUCCCACUACGCUGGUCUACGCAGCGACACCACUCCUGUGACCCGAGGCCUUUUCUUCGGCACAGAUCACCUGCAUGCGAGUUCUGCUUGAAACUCCGCUCCCUGCUUUAUGCGUAGUUAUUCAUGUUGCGAGUAAAUUCAUGCAGCCGUGAAAGUACUUUGAAAGGCCACAGGGGGGAAUGUGCGGGCUGUCGAACCUUGAACGGCACUCAGUUGUGAGAUCCAUCCCCCACAAUCAGUGUGAAUUUAACUUUUGGUUAGGCUGAGAUAUAUUCAUAUCGGUAAGGUUUUGUGUGAUAAAAUAUGUAAAACCCAAAAAUUUUAGAGUGAGUGACUGCUGUCUGCUACUCUGCGUGUCCAUGUCUCCAUUAUUUAAAUGACAUAGAUGUUUCUGUGUUCAGCGUGCGUCUUGACUUGUUUACGAGAGUCCCAUUGGGAUGACUGUAACCUCCCCAAACACUCUAAUAGGAAAAUUCACGUUAUCUUUUCUUCAGGGACUCGUAGGCGAUGGAACAGCUGGAACGUCUGAUCGUGCUCAGAGCACACCCCUUCCCUCACUGCCGCUUCCUCCCCGAGAAGAGGGCGCAGAGCAAGAGACAAAGACAGCGUAACACACACUUCAGAGGCUGCAGACUUAAAGGGUCGCCAGAUUCACCUCUAAAAUCCUGACUUUCUGUGGUUCCCUUCCUGAGCGCUGCUGAGCUCUGAUCCAGGCUGGUGGCACUAAGGGUCCAACAGAUUAACACCAGUUUGAAGCAAGAGGAGAAAUGGAGAGGCUGCUGAUCUUCUUCUCUCUCUGCCUCGCUGUCAUGGCGGACAGUGGGGAUGUAACCUUCAACCUACAGACACUUACUUUGACAUGUCCAAAAGAAGCUAAAAGCCUUAAACAUAAAGAUGUAGAGAUCAAAGAUGCUGACAUAAACCCAUAUGUUGUUACCUACACUGAAGAGAAGCAAGGGCUGUAUGAAUGUUCUUAUGAAGAAGAUGAAGCCACACAGAUAUACUAUUUUUAUGUGAAGGGAAAGGUGGGUGACAAUCUCUAUGAGCUGGAUGGGUUUCUUGUGGCCGGGAUCAUAGUGGGAGACCUGUUGGUGACCGCGGGGAUUGUCAUCAUCAUUUACCUCUGGGCCCAGAAGAAAUCUGCAGCAGCAGCAAGAGUCUCUGCAGGACGCUCGGCGCCUCCCCGCUCUGCCCCCCGUGGCCCUGCAGUGCCCAACCGGGACUACGAGCCUCUGAACCUCAGAACCAGAGACAAUGCCACGUAUGCUGUUGCUGGGGUGAACAGAACUGGCUAGUCCAGCCAAUUCCAGAUAUUCCAGUCUCAGGUCUCUACGCAGCCCUGGUGUGGGGUGAUGUUGUCAUUCGCCAUCCUUCAACUUGACUGACCCAACACCUCAUCCAGCAGAACUGGGAAAGAAUAAGUCAGUGGUUCUCUGUUGACUACAUUAAGCCCAUCUAACAUCAACAUUUCUUAUAAACUUAUAU
Messenger RNA from Scleropages formosus (Asian bonytongue), 3557 nucleotides. Its product is annotated as T-cell surface glycoprotein CD3 epsilon chain-like. Gene Ontology annotation, cellular component: alpha-beta T cell receptor complex; external side of plasma membrane. Bases 2840 to 3367 code for a protein of 175 amino acids. The transcript is spliced from 8 exons. Gene Ontology annotation, molecular function: transmembrane signaling receptor activity. The record is from RefSeq and is a predicted model, not a curated record. Gene Ontology annotation, biological process: cell surface receptor signaling pathway; positive thymic T cell selection. Lineage: Eukaryota; Metazoa; Chordata; Actinopteri; Osteoglossiformes; Osteoglossidae.